This is a messenger RNA of Erigeron canadensis, 1726 nucleotides long. RefSeq names its product F-box/kelch-repeat protein At5g15710-like. The transcript has a single exon. Lineage: Eukaryota; Viridiplantae; Streptophyta; Magnoliopsida; Asterales; Asteraceae. The record is from RefSeq and is a predicted model, not a curated record. Bases 182 to 1273 code for a protein of 363 amino acids. Gene Ontology annotation, molecular function: protein binding.
UGAUUAUAAAGUUGGAUUUAUAGGAAUUAGGGAUGGUUUAGAAUCUAGGUCUAGAGAUUUACCUAGUGAACCUAGUUGUUUGAGAAAUACAAGCCCGAUUGCCCGAGGAUUAGGGUUUAGGAACACUAGCCCAUCUAAGCAGAAAGUGAUUAAGACGAAACCGAGAGGUUUAGAUGAGGAAAUGGUAGCUACAUUUUCUAAGGCUAUACACCCUGAUGUUCAUAUGGAAGAUAAUAUAUGGGCAUUGUUACCUGAGGAUUUGUUGCAUGAAAUAUUAGCUAGGGUUCCGCCUUUUAUGAUAUUUCGUUUGCGUUGUGUUUGUAAGAGAUGGAAUUCGAUAUUGCAGGAUAACGGGUUUCUUAAGUUUCAUUCACAAGUUCCAUCACACGGGCCUUGUCUUCUUACGUUUUGGAAGAAUUUGCAGACACCUCAGUGUUCUGUUUUUAGCUUGCCAUUGAAACAAUGGUAUAAGAUUCCUUUUACGUUUUUGCCUUAUUGGGCGUUUUGGUUGGUUAGUGCUUCGGGUGGACUUGUUUGCUUUUCGGGUCAUGAUGGUUUGACUUUUAAAACGUUGAUUUGUAAUCCGCUGACACAGAGUUGGAGAACUUUACCUAGUAUGCAUUAUAAUCAGCAAAGACAGUUGAUUAUGGUUGUUGAUAGAAAGAAACAGUCUUAUAAGGUUAUUGCUGCUAGUGACAUAUAUGGGGACAAAUCACUUCCUACUGAGGUAUAUGAUUCGAUACAUGACAGUUGGUCACUUCACCAGACAAUGCCAGCGGUUAAUCUUUGCUCGUCAAAGAUGGCAUUUUGUGACUCAAGGUUAUACUUGGAAACAAUUUCGCCUAUUGGAUUGAUGAUGUAUCAACUGGAUGCAGGAUAUUGGGAACAUAUACCUGCAAAGUUCCCACAGUCUUUAUUAGAUGGGUAUUUGGUUGCUGGUGCUAAAAAGCGGUUGUUUCUAGUUGGAAGAAUCGGUCUUUAUAGUACUCUUCAGAGUAUGAGAGUUUGGGAAUUGGAUCAUGUGAAAGUGAUUUGGAUUGAGAUAAGUAGAAUGCCUCCGAGGUACUUUAGAGCUCUCUUGAGGUUGUCAGCGGAGAGAUUUGAGUGCUUUGGACAGGAUAACUUGAUCUGUUUUACAUCUUGGAAUCAAGGUAAAGGUCUGCUCUUUGAUGUCGAUAAAAAGGUGUGGUCUUGGAUAGCUGGCUGUGCUCUGCAGUCAUAUAACAGUCAGGUCUGUUUCUAUGAGCCACGGUUUGACGCUUCAAUCUACUGAACUGGAAAUUUGGCCAGUUGGUAACCUGAAGGAACUCUGUAGCUCCAAUAUGGUCAUGGCGAUUGGGUCCAUGAUCAUCCACCUGGUCCGUCUGCCAGCAUUUAUCCGUGCCAAAAGAAGUGUCUUCAAACAAUAUUUCAAUCUUCUGGGGAAGUGGCUAUACACCCAAUUUUGACAAGAAAUGUUAGACUUAAAAAAUAAUUUAUGAAAAAAUGUUUAUAAAGGUGAACUGAUCCCAUUAACAAAAAGAGAAGAAGAAGUGAGAAAAAAUAAGUUAUAUCAUAUGGGGCCACACCUGUUUGUAAGAAUCUGUUAUAAUUGUUCCUAGAUGUAACUUUCUCUGUCUGAGAUCAGUGUUCAUACUUUAUACAAGGUAGUCUGAGGACACAAUGUUUAUAUUUUUUUACAUUAAAACCUGUUAGUAUACUUCUUGAAAUUGGUUUAUAGAUGCAA